This is a messenger RNA of Penicillium canescens, 546 nucleotides long. RefSeq lists its product as uncharacterized. Lineage: Eukaryota; Fungi; Ascomycota; Eurotiomycetes; Eurotiales; Aspergillaceae. Bases 1 to 546 code for a protein of 181 amino acids. The record is from RefSeq and is a predicted model, not a curated record. The transcript has 2 exons.
AUGGAUCAGACUCAGAGCAACACGACGUCGUAUGAUCACACGCCCACAGGCACCUCCGGCGCUCCCUCUGUCUCGAACCCAGCUGCCUCGGACCCAUCUGUCUCGAACUCGAAUCCAUCUGCCCCGAAUCUAUCUGCCCCGAACCCAUCUGCCCCGAACCCGUCUGUCCCGAACCCAUCUGCCUCGAACCUUCAACAGCACUCUAGCUAUGGUCACGAUGCCGGGUUUCCUUCAUACUAUGCUCCACAAUCAGAGGGAGGCAUCGGCUCCAAUCCAAAUUUCAGCUACUCUCAGUUCCUCAAUCACACCGGCGAGGAGAACCAAAUUCCUUAUGACCGAAUUAUCUCAUAUGAGCUUGUCAUCUCAUAUGGCGCUCAUUUGUAUGAGCACGACCUCAGUAUACGGGAUGCUGUGUCUCGUGAAGUAGCGAAGACCCUUUUUCAUGGUCAGCAACCUGCAUCGAGUGGUAUGCCCCCCGGCGGUCCUCAGUCCCAGCAUUCACAGGGGAACCCGGCAGGCUUCCAAUAUCGCUCCACUCAUAUGUGA